GCCGGAGCGUCCGGGACUGAGGCGCGGCGAACGCGGCUGGAAGGGGAGGGAAAGGAGGGGCUGCCGGCUGGUUGCCGGGCAUGGCCCUGGCCAGGCCCCCGCCGGAGCUGCGCCUGCUGCUGACUCGGAUCUCGGAGGCGGAGAUGGAGCUCUACUACCAGCUCCUGCGAGCCGCCGCCUUGGCAGAGGCUUUGGCCGCCGGAGCAGCUCUCCCAACUCAGGCGAGGGACAUUGCUGAUGAUUUGAAGAAAGAGUUAGCUUUCCUGUCUGGUGGGCGAGGGAAGGACAAUGGCUGGAUCAUAACAUUCCCUGAAAAUUCCAACUUCAACCAAGUGCCUGAGGAGGUCUUAACAAAAGUUUUAAGCUACUUAACUUGGAUCCCAAGUCGACGUGAAUCUGGCACCAAAUUUACCCUUAUCCUGGACAGAAGGUUGGAUACAUGGACAUCAGUCAAAAUGACCCUCCAACGAAUUGCAACCUCUUUCCCUGGAAAUUUGCAUCUUAUAAUGGUCCUACGUCCCACCGGAUUUUUUCAGCGGACAUUCACUGACAUUGGAUUCCGGUUUAGUCAAGAGGACUUCCUGCUCAAAUUGCCGGUUGUAAUGCUGAGCUCAGUCAGUGACUUACUGACAUACAUCGAUGAAAAACAGCUGACACCUGAAUUUGGGGGCACCCUGGAGUACUGCCAUAGUGAAUGGGUCAUCUUCAGAACUGCCAUAGAAAGUUUUGCACUAACAGUGAAGGAAAUUGCCCAGAUGUUACAGGCCUUUGGCAUGGAGCUGGCAGAAACAGAGUUGCCGGAUGACACAUAUUCAAUUGAACGCAUCCUGGCUCUCCGCACAGAGAAAUAUUACCAGCUAAAGGAAGAUAUUACAGCAGUUACCAAAGAAGGAAAGAUGCUCUUAUGCAGUCUGGAGGAACCAGAUACGGAAGAACCGGGGGAGGAAGCAACGUGGGAGAAAUCUGGUGACUGGGAGACUGUCAAUCGUUUGCUUGCACAAUUGCACGAGAUGGAAACUGCUUUUGAUGGAUUCUGGGAAAAACACCAGCUCAAGAUGGAACAAUACUUACAGCUUUGGAAAUUUGAGCAGCAUUUUCAAGAGCUCAGUAAAGCCAUUGGAUUUUUAACGGAUCAGCAAGCGGAGCUGCCUGAUUCUGGUGAUAACAUCUCUCAAGUCAAACAGAGGCUCUGUGACCUGGAUAAUUUCGACAAAACAGCACAGGAUUUGACAGGAAAGGCACAAGUGGUGAUACUCCACGGGCACCAACUGGCAGCUAACCACCACUACGCCCUCAACUUGAUCUGCCAGCAGUGCAAUGAAUUGCGCCACCAUUCUGAUGUCUUGCUGGAGGAGAACAAAAGGAAGCGCAGCAGGCUGCAGCAAACCUUGGACCUCCUCACCUCCCUGCAGCAGGCUUUGGAGUGCUGUGAUGAGGGUGCAUACCUUCUAGCCAACCAACCAAUGGACAAAUGCCAGUCUCGGGAAGGUGCCCAGAAAGCUCUGGAAGACAUAGAGAAAUUCCUCGAGAGCUCUGCACCACACAUAAACGCCGACCCCCAGGCCCUGUUCUCUGACUAUGAGCUCAUUUUAACACCUGAACUAAAGGCACGAAUACAGACAGUCCAGAUCAAGCUUGAGAACGUGCGGAGCAUGUUUGAAAACAGGCAAGCUUGCUUCAGAAAGCUGGCGGACAAGCAGGUUCGCCCCGUGCAGCUGGUAGCCCCUCGGCCAGAAAACUCUCCUCGAUCAAAAUCUCCUUUGUUCUCCCCCAAACACGAACAGUUUGAAGACGGGGUACCUUCUCUUCAUAUCUGUUUGCAUUCCUCUGCAUCAGUUUUUCUCCCUACAUCUUUUGCCCAUUACUUCGUUAAAGGUGUGGAUUUUAAUUCCAGUUUGAAAUUUUCAUUUGAUAUCUCCCUUCCUGGGAAGAAAACAUCAAGAAAGUCACAAAACUCUCGCAAGAUUGAAGUAAUGCACGAUUAUCAAGAAAAAAGGAAUUCCUUGCAGUACUUUAUUUCAGAAAGUGAAGACAGUUUAGACAUACUGAAAAGCCAUGUGAUAAAUGAGCUUAUAGAAACUGAACGGGUGUACGUAGAGGAAUUGUUUACUGUCUUGAUGGGCUAUCGGGCAGAGAUGGAUAACCCAGCAAUGGUUUUUCUCUUGCCCCCUGUCUUGAGAAACAGAAAAGAUGUUCUGUUUGGAAAUAUGCCUGAGAUCUAUGACUUCCACAACAGAAUUUUCCUGCACAACCUGGAGAGUUGUCUUGAAUCCCCAGAAAGAGUAGGAUACUGUUUUUUGGAAAGGAGGGAAGACUUUCAGAUGUACGAGAAAUAUUGUCAGAAUAAACCGCGAUCAGAAUCUCUGUGGAGGCAGUGUGCAGAAAGCCUCUUUUUCCAGGAAUGCCAAAGAAAACUGGAACACAAACUUGGCUUGGAUUCCUACUUGCUCAAACCAGUGCAGCGGUUGACAAAGUACCAGUUGCUUCUGAAGGAACUGCUAAAAUACAGUACAAGUUGUGAAGGCGUUCAAGAACUCCAAGAGGCUUUGGUUGCAAUGCUGGAUCUGCUGAAAUCUGUCAAUGACUCCAUGCAUCAGAUUUCAAUAACUGGCUAUGAUGGAGACCUCAGUGAACUGGGGAAAGUACUGAUGCAAGGGUCUUUCAGUGUGUGGACAGGGCAUCGGAAGGGUCCGACGAAAAUGAAGGACUUGGCCAGGUUCAAACCAAUGCAAAGGCAUCUCUUUCUGUAUGAGAAGGCCCUGGUGUUCUGCAAGAAGAGAGAGGACCACGGCGAUGGAUAUGAGAAAAGCUCCUCAUAUAGUUUUAAGCACUUUCUGAAAAUGAAUGCUGUUGGAAUCACUGAAAAUGUGAAAGGAGACCAUCGGAAGUUUGAAAUCUGGUACAGCGGACGGGAGGAAGUAUAUGUUGUACAGGCUCAGACAGUUGACCUGAAGAUGGCAUGGCUCAAUGAAAUCAGAAAAAUUUUGUUCAAGCAGCAAGAACUUAUCAAAGUGGAGAAGCAGCAACAACCAUCUUGUGUAGACCCAAUCCAGCUCUCUCCACCAUUGAGCAAUGGAAAACAGCCAAGAGCUUCCAUAAGUUCAGAAGAAAAUGAUUCUGACCGCACCAGCCCUGUGACCUUAGAGAGUUUCUCCCCUCCUCAGAACAAGCCAAACAGAACUUGGCCAGGAAUGUCUCAUUCUUUGGAGAUCUGUGAAGGUCUCGAUGACUGGUCUAGCAAUAACUACUUCUCCACCUGUUCCGAUACCGAAGAAGAAGAUGGAAAUCAGCUGUCACCAGGAAAAUAUAAGGCCUUAGCAGACUGCAAGAAGAGGGACUCAGAGGACUUGCUGGUGAAAAAUGGGGACGUGAUUCAGCUUUUGCAUGAAGAUGGAGAGGGGCAGUGGUUGAUAAAAAACCUCAAUCAAAAGAAGGAAGGCUGGAUUCCUGUCAACAGCUUGCAAAUAAUCCUCGGGGACUGUAGGUUUCGGAAUGCCAGAGUUGCAGACGCUGCCCCUUAUAAGGUGAGAAAAUUAAGCUCCCCCUGAACUUUGAAGUGAGAACUAAUGUCAUGUCAUUUUUGAAUGCUACAGUGGAGGUUUGAAAUGGUUGUUUCCGAGAAAAAGGGAGCUUUCAGGGGUUGGAGUUCCCCUGUACUGUCACUCAUCGACAUUCGCCGCACAUCACAGCUUCACCAACAUUGAAUGUGACCAUCAGCGGAAGCCCAUUCUUUUGACGUUUUCAUUUUUUCACCCAUCAGUGGACAGUUCUGAACCACUUUGUUUUGACGUGUUGGUGGGACUUCUUUUCUCCUCUCCAUGACAUCCGCUAAGUUUCAUUAGGCAACUAAUUUAAUUCUUUCCUUUUUGUUGUUGUUCUGAGGCCUGAUCACUCUUGUUCAUAGGCAUUAAAAGCUCUACCUUAUUUCACAACCUCACAUUGGUGUGGUUGGCUGCACUUGACUAGGUUCACAAAUAUUACUAGUCGUAAUAAGCUACAUUUUCUAGUUGGGUUGAUUUUUUUUUCUGGAAUGGGUGCAAAUUUAUUCCAAUGACAUCUGCAUACAGACCAUUUUUGGGUGCUGGAUGGUGCAUGAUGAUGCAAUAACCUUGAGACGGAGCGGGUUCUCCUUUUGCACUAGGGGUCUGUUUCAGAGCCCAUGACAUCCGUGGGCUGUGGUUCAAGACCUUAUUGAUUUGACAACUCAGGAUUGUCAGAGGUCACUUUGGGUUCACCAGUAUUCCUAAGCUAUUUAGCAAUGAAUCCAUGUUUACACUGAACGCUUUCUGGUUUUUUUAGAAGACGUGUGCCAUAACUUGAGUUUGGUUUCCACUUUUGCACUAAAAAGAAUGAACGUGUUGUAAGACUGUACUUUUCAGCGUCUUCAUUAAGAAUAGCUUGAUGUUGGGAUGGUCUUCUUUUAAUGAAGUUUACAUCAUGUCAUUAUGCUUUGCCCGUGUAUUUUUCCAUGUGUGUGUAUGUGUAUGUAAAGGUGGUUGGAUGUCUACAAAUCUCAUGUGCAAUGACAUCAAUAAAUAGGGUAGGGGUCGCGGUGGAUGGAAAAUGAGUAACCUGAAAGCUGAAAGCAACCAAAAAUAAUCUCAAUUGGCUGUUUUAGUGUACUUGUGGGCCAUAGGAGAAAAAGGACCUGAAAAAGAAAUCUCACUUUUUGGUUUGUGAAUGACAGAUUUCAAGUGGUACCACAAAGUUUGUUUAUGUCAUGAGCAUAUUUUCAGGUAGUUUUCUAGUAGCGAACUUUUGUUGAUCAUGUAAUGCGUUUUGCAGUCAAGCAUUAACACACUCUGAUGGGUCCCAGAUCUUUUAAUUCAACAUUCUGUGUUAUACUUCGUACACCACCCAAUGUGAACAUGAGCCCAUGGAUCCAUUACACUUUAAAUGAAAGGAUACUUCAUUUGAAAUAUCAAGCCUGCGAAGAUUCCUGUUGGAUUACUUCAGUUGUCUCCAUGUUUUGAACUAUAUUGUGUCCCUUUUAAGAGCAACUCUCUUGCCUGGCACAUAAAGGAGUAGAGAUAUCACGACACAAGGGCCAGUCAGUCCUACUGCGAAGGCUGGAUUUUUUUAACCUCUCACUGAAAUAUUUUAUCUUGACAACCACAUUGUGCACAUCCUGACACAUCUUGGUCUUUUAAUCUUCCUAGUUCUGAAUCUAAAAAGCUUUUAUUUAUGAAAUUGCCUAGGUCUGCAAAUCUGAAUGUACAGUCUUAGACUUUUAAAAUUUGCACAAAGCGUUUGACAUCUUAAAGUAGACAGGUUUACCACUUGCGCUGCAAAUGUGAUGUGGUACUUUAAGCUACAUUGGGGGACAAGGGUUCCCUUGCCUAGAAAUUUAAAUUAUGUAAACUGUAAAUGUACUUGUAAAAAUGUGUUAAAAUCUAUAUUUAAAGAUAUAUAUAUUGCAAAUUGGUAAAUAAAAAAAUGUAUAUAAGAA
Molecule: messenger RNA, 5449 nt
Organism: Heteronotia binoei (common prickly gecko)
Lineage: Eukaryota; Metazoa; Chordata; Lepidosauria; Squamata; Gekkonidae
Gene: MCF2
Product: MCF.2 cell line derived transforming sequence
Exons: 31
Coding region: 81-3548 (1155 amino acids)
Biological process (GO): dendrite development; intracellular signal transduction
Cellular component (GO): cytoplasm
Molecular function (GO): guanyl-nucleotide exchange factor activity; protein binding
Source: RefSeq, a predicted model, not a curated record